Messenger RNA from Dermacentor andersoni, 3659 nucleotides. RefSeq names its product ATP-binding cassette sub-family C member 3-like. Gene Ontology annotation, molecular function: ATP hydrolysis activity; ABC-type transporter activity; ATP binding. Lineage: Eukaryota; Metazoa; Arthropoda; Arachnida; Ixodida; Ixodidae. The record is from RefSeq and is a predicted model, not a curated record. Gene Ontology annotation, biological process: transmembrane transport. Gene Ontology annotation, cellular component: membrane.
CAGCAGCCCCUACCGUUUCGUCUGCCUGGUGCUGAGACAUGUCUGGAGGGAACUGUUCUGGUCGAAUGCUUUGACCCUUCUCUACUAUUCAUCGCUUCUGCUCCGAAUUCCGCUGUUUGUCGGCCUACUGGAAGGUACCAGCAGCUUCUCCUUCUAUCAAUCUGUUGCCCUCCUGUCUACCUCAUGCAUUGCUGAAUGCCUCGUGUCAAGCCUGCAGUCUUACUUUAUUGCGCAAAACCAAGUGAAGGCACAGCUUUUGCUUCAGACUGCCGUAUUUCAGAAGGUUACGUGCCUGUCAGCCACUGCUAUUGCCGAGAAUCCUGCAGGUCACGUUGCUUCGCUGUUGGCCGCCGACAGCUGGCAAAUUGCAGUGGCCCUUUAUUUCCUGCCCAACACUUUGAUGGGCGUUGUGUGUGUGGCCAUAGCGCUGGGUGUACUUGGCGUUCGCAUGGGGUUCACAGCGGCGGGUGUCUGUUUCCUGUGGCUGGUUUUCGUCGCAUGUGCAUCGUUCUCUAUGGAACCAUUGCUUGACAAGUACUGCAACAUCCUUUACAGAUAUCGAGAUGAGCGACUGAAAAAGUUCAGUGAUUUUCUGUCCGUUUUUCGUCUGGUGAAGAUGUCUGCACUUGAAGACGUGUUUCGAAGUAAGCUCCUUGAACUCAGAUUGAAGGAGAUAGACCAAGCGUACUGCGUCAAUGUACUGGACAGCCUUCUGGAGACUUUCAUUAGUGCAUCUACGUCCGUGAUGAUCAUUAUUGCUUUUGCAAUCGUUACGUUCAUGAACCCGGAGAAAAUAUUUAGCCCAGCUACAAUAUACUCAUGUAUGUACAUCUUGACACUGAUGGAUGUUUUCACAAAUACGAUGCCCCAUGCUGUCAGGCUGAAGAGCCCGGUUUUUCGCAGCUGUCGAAGACUAAUGUCAUUUUUUGCUGAUGAAGAGUGGAACUCUCAAGCAAUUGAAAACACUGGAGGACACGAAACUGCCACUGGAGAAAUCACCUUGAGUGACUGCUCCUUUGCCUGGGCAAAGGAAGGCUCGGAGGUGGAUCCUCCUGUUCUUCAGAAUAUCAGCGUCAACGUGAGCAAUGGUUCCAUUGUGGGCAUCGUGGGUUCUGUAGGAAGCGGGAAGUCUUCGCUCUUGUCUGCUGUCUCCAGCGACAUGAGACGCCUGAGGGGAUCCACAGCGCUUAGAGGCACAAUUGGUGUUGUAUGUCAAAGACCUCAUGUGUUCAACAUGACCAUAAGGGACAACAUAAUCUUCGGCAGAAAGGUCGAUGAAUUGUACUACUGGAAAGUGCUGGAAGCUUGUCAAAUGAUUCGCGACAUCGAGAGUCUCCCGGCUGGCGACUUGGCUGAAGCAGGAGAGAAGGGUGAAAUGCUGAGUGGAGGUCAAAGACAGCGAGUAGCCUUAGCCCGAGCGGUCUACUCAAGAAGUGACAUUUACCUCCUGGACGACCCCACCAGCUCUCAAGAUGCCCGUGUUGCACGCGGUAUCCUCGAGCGAGUCAUUGGGCCACGUGGUCUGCUUGGAACAAAGACACGCCUCUUUGUAACCAACAACACGAGGCUACCGUUCAGUCCUGAUCAGUGGGUGCUUAUGAGCGACAGGACCGCAGUGCUCUUCGAAGAUCUGAACAAGCUGAAGCAGCACUCGGGAGCACCAACGGAGCUGUUCAAAGAAUCGAACGGUAAACGAAUCCACCAAAUUGAACCGGAGGAGAGCGCCACGUUCACGGCCGGGCAGUUUGUCUGCAUCAGAGCGUGGGCGGCACUCAAGACCCGUGAAAAUGAUGUGAGCCACUCCAGUCACGACGUAAUAGUAUGGCUUGCCUUGACCUGCAUAGGAGAUGUACUGUCCCGACUGGUCGGAGGAAUUCUGCUCGCUCGGGGCACUCGGCACUGUUCCCUCAGCCUCCACGAGAAGAUGCUUAGUCACGUGGCAAGCAGCCCGCUGUCGUUUUUCGACGCCACGCCACGCGCAAGAAUACUGAACCGCUUUUCCGUGGACCUGGAAAUGAACGACAGCCGCGCAUUCGUCGCCAUGAAGCAGGUGUACCAAACUUUACUUGGCGUCAUUGCACGGCUCGCCGUCAUCGGAACGCAAGCAAUUAUUGUUUUUCUCCUGGCCUGUGGUGCAGAGAUUAUACUUGUCUUCAUAUUGCGCCACGUGAUAACAGCAGCAAUUAUCGGCAGGCAAUACGAGAGUACAAGACUGUCUAGGCUCCUGCAGCACCUCACGGAGACUCUGGAUUCUGUGGGGAUGAUUCGCUGCUACCGGGUAAUGGAGAAAUUUUGCGCCCGUUUCAGGCGACUCAUGAACGACUACACAGAAGCCUUCAACGCCUUCAUUCUGUCAUACUCCUUCACCCGCCUCAUCGUGACCUUUUUUGGCGUGCUUGUUAUUUUCCUUGCCGUGAUCGUCGUUGUGGUGCCGAAUCAAGGGGACCCACAAUCUGCAGCCACGGUUGGCCUGUCGCUCCUAUCGGCUUUGACGGUACCAUUUGCCAUGACGGGUGUCUUCAUGGUCCUAUUUUGGGCUGUUCUGGGGUUUGUGGCGCUGGAGCGUGCACUGGAAUACACGGAAUUGCCUAUCGAAGAGGAUACCUUAUGCGAAAUAGGGCUGCCUUCUGGUAAACUAAACAUGCCGAACGCACGGAUUUUCCUGGAGCCUUACGACGGUUUGUGGCCCACUCAGGGUGUCGUGAAAUUCCAGGACUUCAGUGCAUCCUACCGGCCUGGCGUUGUAGAAGAUACUCUAAAAGACAUCUGCUUCGAGGCAAACGCCGGAGAGAAGGUGGCUGUCGUGGGAAGAACAGGUGCUGGAAAGUCGUCACUUGUGCUAGCGCUUUUGCGAAUGAUUCAAAGGACAUCCGGUGCAAUCACUAUCGACGGAACAGAUAUCUACGAUGUGCCCCUUAAGAGGCUGCGCUCGGCUAUAGCAAUCAUACCACAGGACCCAUCCUUGUUCUGCGGUACUCUGCGCGAAAAUUUGGAUCCUCAAGGUCGCAUGCCCGAUUCUGAGCUUUGGGGUGCCUUGCAGAAAGUGGGGCUCGAAGAAUUCACGAGGAGCAACCCCAGCGGCCUCUCCUUUCUAAUAGCUGAAAAGGCAGAAAACCUAAGUGCCGGCCAGAGACAGCUGGUGUCAUUCGCUCGGGCCUUGCUUCGAGGUACAAAGAUUCUAGUGCUCGAUGAAGCCACUUCACAGAUGGACCAGGAAACAGAUCGCCGGGUGCAGGCGACUCUUCGGGAAAGCUUUUCGCAUUGUACACUAAUCACCAUAGCACACCGCAUCGACACAAUUCUCGAUUAUAACAGAGUCGUCGUCAUGGGAGAUGGUAGAGUUAUAGAAUGUGGACACAUAUAUGACCUCCUCGCUGAUCGAGGCUCCACCUUUCGCAGCAUGGCUGCCGGUGCUGGAAUACCGCUGGAAUAAUCAUCGGCAUUUCGCUUGAGGAUGCAUAUGCUGCCAUUUGGUGGCUGAUCAUGUCACUGUAUUAAAAUCUCAUCACCUCCCUUUAUUGUAAUAUUAUUCUUUUCUUUCACUUCACUUAACAAACGUUGGUUCCGCACACCACUUUUAUUGUUAAAAAGCGCAUGAGUCCUCGAAAUCUUGGCCUAAGGCUUGUCACUUGUGCAUAUUAAACGGCUUUUUUUUUUCA